UAUUUUUAUUUUAUUUCAAUUCAGGGUUCUUAGUUACUUUAAACUGAAUAAAUUUGAGCGAUGGGAUAAGUAAGUCAUAAUUCAUUGGUUGAUUGUAUCAUUAACUAUUUCUUUAUUUUUUUGUUUUGGUGCGAGGGACUUAUCAUGAAUCCAAUUAUUUCUGCCGCUUCCGUUAUUGCUGCUGGAUUGGCCGUAGGGCUUGCUUCUAUUGGACCAGGAGUUGGUCAAGGUACUGCAGCGGGACAAGCUAUGGAAGGGAUUGCGAGACAACCAGAGGCAGAGGGAAAAAUACGAGGUACUUUAUUGCUUAGUCUGGCUUUUAUGGAAGCUUUAACAAUUUAUGGACUGGUUGUAGCAUUAGCACUUUUAUUUGCGAAUCCUUUUGUUUAAUCUUACAAAGAAAAA
This is a messenger RNA of Cannabis sativa, 405 nucleotides long. RefSeq names its product ATP synthase subunit c, chloroplastic. Gene Ontology annotation, molecular function: proton transmembrane transporter activity. Bases 145 to 390 code for a protein of 81 amino acids. Lineage: Eukaryota; Viridiplantae; Streptophyta; Magnoliopsida; Rosales; Cannabaceae. The transcript has a single exon. Gene Ontology annotation, biological process: proton motive force-driven ATP synthesis; proton transmembrane transport. The record is from RefSeq and is a predicted model, not a curated record.